AUGUCAGGCAAAAACAGCGUGCCGUCGGACUUUGCGUCCUACUACCUCCAGCAAGCCACCAAGGAACUGGCCGAGGACCUUGAUAAGGUCCGUGGCGCAGACGACUUUAAAGGCGACGCCCUGCCACUGCUCAUCAAAGCACUGCAGCAGGGUACUGCACUCUUCUCGCCUGCGGAUCAGCAGCGCAUCGUGGAGGCUGGCAAGAAGCAGACCACGCCUAACGCGGACGACGAUACGAGCAGUAGUGGCAGCAGCAGCACCGGUAGCGAUGAGGAGCAAUGA
Molecule: messenger RNA, 282 nt
Organism: Neoarthrinium moseri
Lineage: Eukaryota; Fungi; Ascomycota; Sordariomycetes; Amphisphaeriales; Apiosporaceae
Exons: 1
Coding region: 1-282 (93 amino acids)
Biological process (GO): ribosomal large subunit assembly
Cellular component (GO): preribosome, large subunit precursor
Source: RefSeq, a predicted model, not a curated record